ACAUGGGUAAUGAUUACAUAUAUUUCUUUUUUAAGUAUGAAAAUUUCACUUCUUUUCCCUUUAAUUCCCCUUAUAACCAAAUAUAGUUAUAAUGUUCCAAGACAAUACCUAUGAAAUUAUGAAUUGGAAAAAGGAAGCUUGCUAGGAUGGCACCCUUAUAUAGACAGACCCCCCUCUUGUUAGUAGAUUUACUCGUUGGCAUCAAGCUUCCUAAGCUUGACUGGGCGAGGAACAUGGUAUUGCUCCUUAAUAAAGUGGGUAAUUUUAACAAGGAAAAAGUUGGGUAUGCUAACAGAUUACCUAGGAAUAAGGCAUGCUAGAAUCUACUGGCUGUUCGAUGAUGGAGUUGCAAUAAGGCUCACAAUCUGAUUUCAUCCAUAAAUCAUCAAGGGCUGAAUUUACUCAACGAUAGGAUAUUGCCAGCAUAUUCCAAAACCAUUUUCAAAGAAUUUAUGCUUCUUAUGGCACAUCCUUGGAUCCAAACUAUUUUCUCCCAAUCAGAGGCCGUGUUUCAGAAGCUGAUAAUGCUGUCCUUAUGGCUCCUAUCACUGAUUUAGAAAUUCAGAAGACGGUCAUGCUCAUGCAAGCUUCUCCUGCCCCAGGACCAGAUGGAUUUUCUGGCCAUUUCUAUCAUAGUGUUUGGCCAUAUAUCUCCCAUGAAGUGUAUCGAAUAUUUCGCACAUUCUUUUCUCAAGGGCAGUUCUCACGAGCACUCGAUAAAACUUUCAUAUCAUUGAUUCCUAAGGUUCAGAAUCCCUCAUCUGUGAAUGACUUUAGAUCUAUAAGUCUUUGCGAUUUCAUAUAUAAAGUCAUCUCAAAGAUUAUGGUGAAUCGGCUUAGCCCCCUUCUUCACAAAUUCAUUUCUCCUAAUCAAAAUGGUUUUGUCAAGGGCCGUAUUCAAGAUAAUGUUCUUGUUAGUCAUAAACUCCUCCAUUGUAUUCUCGGAGAAAAGAGAGGUCGUUUUGGGUACAUGGCUGUCAAAAUGGAUAUGAGCAAGGCCUAUGACAGCCUCGAAUGGAAUUUCUUGUGAGCCACCCUCAUUGCAUAUGGCUUUCAUCAACAAUGGGUUGAUCAAUUAAUGUUUUGUGUGGAAUCUACUCAAUUAGCCAUUAUUCUCAAUGGAUCCCCUCUUUCAUAUUUCACCCCCACUAGAGGACUUCAUCAAGGUGAUCCAUUAUCUUCUUAUUUAUUUGUUUUGCGGAAGUCCUCUCUUCACAUUUGGCUAUUGCACUUGAUCGUAAGAUUCUACAUGGCAUUAAAAUUUCACGUGGAUGUGAAGCUAUUACUCACAUGGUCUUUGCCGAUGAUAUCAUAUUUUUUGGUCGAGCCUACCUUCAAGAAUCUCUGAACCUCCAGCGCAUCUUCAAUAUUUAUUGUACUUAUUCUGGGCAAGAGAUCAAUAUUCCAAAAACAAGAGCCCAAUUCAGCCCCAACGUCAUUUCAAGCACUAAGAGACUUCUUCGUCAGCAUUUCCGCAUCUCUUCCAACCUUCAUCUGGAUCAAUAUCUUGGAAUUCCAUUUAUUGGUACUCCUGGGCCGGCAGGCAUAGGUGGUUUGGUUCGAGAUUGGAAUGGGAAUUUCCUGUGGGGCUUCUCUGAGUACAGUGGUUGUACCUGUUCCUAUGUUGCAGAAGCAUUUGCAGUUAGACGUGUUCUUCUCAUUGCUAUUUCUAAAGGUAUUCAUAACCUCAUUGUGGAAGGAGAUAACCGGUUGAUCAUACAACUUCUACAAGGCAAUAUUCAAGAGGCUCCUUGAAAAAUUGCAGAGAUCAUUUUUUACUGCAUUCAACUUAAAUCUCGGUUUCAACAUUUUAUAUUCACACGUCUAUUGUGAAGCCAAUUUUGCUGCCGACUCUUUAGCUUCUUAUGGCUGUAAUUCUGGUACUUCUGUCAUCUGGGAAUCCUCCCCUCCCUCUUUUGUAUCCCCGUUUUUGACAGUUGACUUACAAUCAGUUGCUCGCCCACGUCUUGUACAUAACCCUUCUCUAAUAUAAGUUCUUUUCUCUAUCAAAAAAAGAAAAAUGGUAAUACAUGUAAUAUGUCCAAUGUAAAUGGUAUUGAAAUAAAUUAUAUAGUACUAUAUGGAAUACGUAGUGUA
Messenger RNA from Macadamia integrifolia, 2097 nucleotides. RefSeq lists its product as uncharacterized. NCBI's taxonomy places the organism in Eukaryota, Viridiplantae, Streptophyta, Magnoliopsida, Proteales, Proteaceae. The coding region runs from base 1291 to 1755 and encodes 154 amino acids. Gene Ontology annotation, molecular function: RNA-DNA hybrid ribonuclease activity; nucleic acid binding. The record is from RefSeq and is a predicted model, not a curated record. The transcript is spliced from 2 exons.